This is a messenger RNA of Aspergillus heteromorphus CBS 117.55, 4104 nucleotides long. Its product is annotated as RNA dependent RNA polymerase. The record is from RefSeq and is a predicted model, not a curated record. The transcript has 4 exons. The coding region runs from base 1 to 4101 and encodes 1366 amino acids. Gene Ontology annotation, biological process: siRNA processing. Gene Ontology annotation, cellular component: nuclear RNA-directed RNA polymerase complex. Gene Ontology annotation, molecular function: RNA-directed RNA polymerase activity. Lineage: Eukaryota; Fungi; Ascomycota; Eurotiomycetes; Eurotiales; Aspergillaceae.
AUGAAGACUCGUAACAGUCAGCAAAAUCCACGGGGCAAGGGACGUCGUCCCCCGGCGGCGCCUCAGAAGCCCUCGCCAAUAAUAGCACCGUGGAAGCGCUGGGAGUCGGUGGUGAUCAGACUGACCAAUCUGCCUCUCGAGGCCAACGCCCAGACCAUCUGGCACGCCCUCAACGAAGAAGGCCAUAUAUUUUCCAUUGACCUUUUUGAAGAUGUUCACGGCCAGAGAAUCUCCAGGGGCAAAGUCCGCUUCAAACCACCACCCAAAACGGACUUCUGGCGCAAUGGAACAUACCCUGUGGUCCUGCCGAACGGACGGACGGUGAACCUUACCAUUGCCCUUGAAGAGCCCAGAUUUUCUGAGUUCAAGAUCCCCAGCCCGGUUCGGCCGAAUGUCCUCUACCCAACCGAACUCAAAAUACCCCUUUCUUCCAUGGAUAUCGGGGUCAUGCUGGACGAGACUACCCUGCUCCCCAUGCGCACGAUCGAACCUGGCCUCUUUGGAACCCCCUUCCUACUGCUGGACCUCAGGCAACGGUCGUUAUUCGUUCACUUCCAGUUGCAGCUGGUCGGUUCGAGAGCUAAAACAGCCUCGCAAAAUGUCAAAUACGACAGCUACCGUCUCAAAGUCCCUCUCCGACAGAUGAGAGGGGUCUUUGAGACGCGCAGCAUUAUCACUGGCGUGAUAUCCCAGCUGACGGUUUUAGAUACCCCCCCUCUAUACCACCGUCACAUCAGAAAUAUAGAUUCUACCUUCCUCGAGGACUGUACCUGGAGAGACUCGGAUUGUUGGUACCGACAGACCUAUAUUAUCCACAAUCCUAUGGAUUUAUCUACCCUCCCCAUUAGCCUACAAAGGCUCAAACCCAUCAUCGACAUCGGCCGAUGGAACGCAUUCAGAUUCAAUUACCCCGGUAAUUGUGAUAAGAAGGGAGACUAUAGUCUUCUCUGUAACAUCUUUCAGGAUUACAAUAUUUCCAUUGAGCAAACCGACCGCUUCACCCAAUGGGAUCCCAGCAAAGAGGCCAUGCCGCCGGUUUGGAGAUGGAUUGAUCUGUCAGAUACCCCGGGCCCGCAAAAUUCGUCCUCCCUGCACGACCUGAUUCACUCUGAAUAUAUUCCCUUGCCGUUCUCGGUUCGUUAUCAGCUUGAAGUGUGCAUCUCCAACGGAUACCUCUCCGAAUUUACGAUGGCGCGUGAGUUUUGUUCCAAAUUAACCGAGCUUGGGGAGACGCAAGCCCGGAAGCUGCUGGAAUAUGUGACAAUCCAGAAGAAAAUAUACUACAAUCCCAUGAAGAUCUUUGACCUCAAAUUCGUCAAAGGCGUGACCGAUGCAAAGAUACCUCCAUACUGCUGCCACAUGCGCUCUGCGACGAUCACUCCCAGCACUAUCUACUACAACAUGCCGUCGGUAGAUAUCUCAAACCGAAUUAUCAGGCGCUAUAUGGAGCACGCCGAUCGCUUUCUCAGAGUUCGAUUUACGGACGAGAAGCUCCUUGGUCGCAUUCAUGCGACAAAUGACAAUUCAAAUGAUGAGAUAUUCACCCGUAUCAAGCGAGCCUUGGCGAAUGGCAUUGUUGUUGGAGACAGACGCUACGAGUUCCUUGCUUUUGGAAACUCCCAAUUCCGUGAGCACGGAGCCUACUUCUUCGCCCCGCUUCCUGAUCUCACGGCAGCCAACAUCCGCGCCUGGAUGGGACAUUUCCAUGGCAUUCGCAAUGUCGCCAAGUAUGCCGCACGCCUAGGCCAGUGUUUCUCUACAACCCGGGCCAUUGUCGGUUCUCCCGUGCAGACACGCAUGAUUGAGGACGUGGAGCGGAAUGGCUAUACUUUCUCUGAUGGCGUUGGCAAGAUCUCCCGGUUUCUUGCACUAAUGGCCAUGGGCGAGCUGAAGAUCAAGACGCCCACGGGUGAUCCUCCCUCUGCUUUUCAAUUCCGUCUUGGAGGCUGCAAGGGUAUGCUUGCUAUUUCAUCCGACGUCGAUGCACGUGAAAUCCAUAUUCGUAAGAGCCAAAAUAAGUUUGAGGCCUUCCACAGUGGAUUGGAGAUCAUCCGGUGGUCCCAGUUCUCGCUUGCUACGCUGAACAGACAGCUGAUUCUUGUUUUGUCGACCCUCGGAAUUCCUGACAAGGUGUUUCACAUGAAGCUCCAAGCAAUGCUGCGCACUCUUAACGAAGCCAUGGAAAGUGAUUCUCGAGCAAUCGAGGUACUGAAAAAGUACGUCGAUCCAAACCAGACGACUCUCACUGUCAGUCAAAUGGUAUCGGAUGGCUUUCGCAUGGCCAAAGAGCCAUUUAUUACAUCUAUUCUCGCUCUGUGGAGGACUUGGCAGCUCAAGUACUUGAAGGAGAAAGCCAAGAUUGUCAUUGAAAAGGGGGCAAAUCUGCUAGGCGUCAUGGACGAGACUGGCAUUCUCAAGGGCCACUUCUAUGACCAGAUUCCCAGGAAUGGCGCUUCCCUCGAAGAAAAGCUCGCAGCGUUGCCUGAGAUCUUCCUGCAGAUAUCUCGCCCUGAGAACCAAGAGAAUGGUGGGAAGUACGAGGUUAUCGAGGGGCUCUGCAUUAUGACCAGGAAUCCCUCGCUUCACCCUGGGGAUAUUCGGGUGGUCAGAGCAGUUAAUAUUCCCGAGCUGCGCAACCUCCAUGAUGUAGUCGUCCUGCCCCAGACCGGUGAUCAGGAUGUUGCAAGCAUGUGCUCUGGUGGAGAUCUUGAUGGUGAUGACUACCUGAUCAUCUGGGAUGAGGACCUGCUCCACAACCACUGGUUUCGCGAGCCGAUGAAAUAUGCGAGCAACAAAGCCCGGGACCUGGAUCACGACGUCACGGUGGACGAGAUUACUUCCUUCUUCGUCAUGUACAUGAAAAAUGACAGCCUCCCAACAAUCGCCCAUGCCCAUGUUGCAUGGGCAGAUUUUCUGGAGUACGGCGUCAACGAAGAGAAGUGCAUCAGGCUGGCCCAACUCCAUUCUGACGCCGUGGACUACAACAAGACAGGAAGUCCGGCCACCAUGACGCGCAGCCUCCACCCACGCAUGUGGCCUCACUUUAUGGAGAAAGUGAGGCCGAAUUACAGAGUUUAUCACUCCGAGAAAAUCCUCGGCCAGUUAUACGACGCCGUGGAGCGAGUCGACUUUGUCCCAAGCCUAGAAAUGCCAUUUGACGAGCGCAUCCUCAAUUGUCAGAUAGAAGUCAGCGACGAUCUCUACCAGUUCGCUAGAUCCCUAAAAUUCGAGUACGACACAGCAACGCGUCGAAUCAUGGCCCAGCAUGAAAUAAAGACCGAGUUCGAGGUUUGGUCCACCUUUGUCCUGAGCCAUUCCAACAUGAGUAAGGACUACAAGUUCCACGAGGACAUUGGUCUCAUCUCAAAUGCUCACCGCGAGGGUUUCAAAAAGCAAUGCAUCGCCAAAGUAGGCGGUCAUACCUUCGAUGUCAUCGCGCCUUUGGUCGCUGCCAUGUACCGGGUCACGCACGAGGAGAUGUCCGCCGCUCUCAAAAAAUACCGUGUGCAUAACCCACCCAAAGGUCCCAGUAUGGACCAGCUACCCCUGAUUAGUUUUCCGUGGAUCUUUCCGCAUAUCUUGGGGCGGAUUGCCCGCGGACUGUAUGAUCACGAACCUGCAGCCGCCAGAUCAAACUGCAAGGAAGCGGGGCAGGUGGUCAACGGGGUUUGCACGCAGAAUAACAAGAGUAACAUACCUGGAGGCCCUGAUGACCCGUUCGGAUUGUUCACAGAUGAUGAAAAGCAAUACAGCCCGCCACCCACGCAGGAUAACAACAAGAGCAACAUUGCGAAAGGCCAUGAAACCCUAGAAGAACUCCUUGACUUUGGCUUUACCGUCUCCCCGAAGCGGACUUCAUCGUCUGCCACUGUUCCUUCCAUCACGCCGGGUGCAGCCGGACUCACCUUGCUGGAUAUGGUCAACAGUGACACGAUGUGUGUGAAAAGAGAAGAUGGAGAAACUUCCAGCUCCGACCUGGCAUCACCCCUGACCCCCACCAUUGAAAUCGCAGAAGAAGAUCGUUGCGUUGAGAUUGUCGAGGAAGGAGGUGAUCUUGAGCCUACUGCUCUUGAUAAGUUGAAUGAAAUGCUUGGACUUUGAUCG